Messenger RNA from Rotaria sp. Silwood2, 1545 nucleotides. NCBI's taxonomy places the organism in Eukaryota, Metazoa, Rotifera, Eurotatoria, Philodinida, Philodinidae. The record is from the annotation of a GenBank genome assembly.
AUGGGCAACUCAACUGUUACUCCUGCUGCUCCUGCAACUUCUUCUGCUCCUCGCACAUCUGUCUCUGUGAUUAAUCCUGAUAAUACUACUACUCGUAAAAAGUCAUUUACCUCUCCUGUUCCAUGGAGGUCUUUCGAUGAUGUGGCUCUUUUAGCUUCUACGACUGCCAAUAUUUCUGUUGCCAACAAGAUUUCUACAACUUCUCCAAAUCCUGCGAUUUCAGUCGUUUCUCCAGCACCAGUGAUUCCAAUUGUUUCUCCAACACCUACAGUUCCAAUUGUCUCUACAACACCAGUGAUUCCAGUUACUUCUCCAACACUAGCGAUUCCACUUGUUUCUCCUACUCUAUCUCUUAAUGAUGUCCCUGAUAAAUCUUCCAAUUUCAAUCUUGUGAUUAGUCCUGAUACGUCUCCUGUUCCUCCUACGAUUAAUACCCCUACUACUCCUAUAAGAUCUAUUACGCGUCCUAUUGUUGUUACUCCUGUUAAUUCUAUCAUUUCUUCUAAUGAAAUUCGUUCUGUUGCUCGUAUUACAAAUGAUGCUUCUGCUAAUCCAAAUAUUCCCGUUGUAUCUACAACUCCUGUUACACGUAAAACUCCUCUUCCUAUUACAGCUGCUCCAAAAAGAACAUUGUCUAGAACUUCAAUAACACCUUCAACAGUAACUCUUGAACAAGUAAAACAAGAAAAAAAGAAACCAUUAUUUUAUGUAGCUCAACAAUCCCAAAAUACAGACCUAUUCACAUCAAAAUGGACAGAUUCGAAUGACAAUCAAACAAUGGUUGUUGCUGUUCCACAUAUUGUAGCUUUACCAAGCUUUGCAUUGCGUACAACAGCUGUAUGUAAACCUUCACAAGAUGAUCGUAUUUUAUUAGAACGAACACAAUCAACACAUUCGAAUAUAUCGAUAUUUAAAUUCUAUCUAGAUCAAAAAGAAACAAAAUCAUCAAUUGGUAAUCAUACAAAAGCAACAAUGUUCAAAAUGGACACUCGCCUUAAACAAACACCUUUUCCAAGUCCAUCUUUAUCAUUUUUUACUAAAAAUUUCAAUGAUGGUACACAUGAAAUAAAUACUACUUCAACAAAUGCACCUACAUUUCAAUCACUUGGUCUACAGAACGAUUUCGAAAUAGAACGUCUUAAUCAAUUAGCAGCAAAAGUUCAUUCAAAUGAACAACAACAACGAAAAAUUCUUCAUACUUCAUCAUUCUCUGAUUUAAUUUCAAAUAGCAACAAUUCUCUUCAAUUUACUUCUUCGGCUAUUAUUGAUCAACCAAAUUAUUCAUGGAUGGAUAGUAUACGAGUACAAAAUAAUAGUCAACCAUUAGCAUCAAUAUUAAAAAAACCAUCAUCUCAAAUACUUAAUAAUCCUAAUUCUACCGAAAAAUAUAGUAAAGUACUUCAAGAGUUUCGUAAAAAAGCGGAUCUUUUAGAAAAAAAUGAUUUGGAAAAUUUUCAAUCCACAUUAUCAUUCAAUGUCUUACCACCAACAGCAAAACCCGGUCAAAGUAUAUUCAGAAGUGAAAACUUAUUUUCUAAACGAUAA